Molecule: messenger RNA, 2894 nt
Organism: Seriola dumerili (greater amberjack)
Lineage: Eukaryota; Metazoa; Chordata; Actinopteri; Carangiformes; Carangidae
Product: E3 SUMO-protein ligase PIAS1-like
Exons: 13
Coding region: 19-2154 (711 amino acids)
Biological process (GO): regulation of transcription by RNA polymerase II; protein sumoylation
Molecular function (GO): zinc ion binding; SUMO ligase activity; transcription coregulator activity
Source: RefSeq, a predicted model, not a curated record
UGCGCAUAGAAAUACAAGAUGGCGGAGAGUGCGGAACUGAAGCAAAUGGUGAUGAGCCUGCGGGUGUCGGAGCUGCAGGUGCUGCUGGGCUACGCUGGGCGAAACAAGCACGGACGCAAACAUGAGCUGCUGACCAAGGCGCUGCAUCUGCUUAAAGCCGGCUGCAGCCCCGCUGUGCACAUGAAGAUCAAAGAGCUCUACCGACGACGCUUUCCUGCCAAAAUGGUAUCCCACUCAGAGCUUGCCCUGCCUGGACCGCACCACCCUGCCACAGCUGGAGUGGUCGGAGGAGGGGGCGCAGCACUGCCCGCUGGUCUGACACAGCUGGCGUAUGAGGGUCACGCCGGUCACGGUGGAGCCCCGUCGCCUGCUGCCUUACUGCCCCUCUCACUGCUCGGCCCUGGGAAACAUGAGCUGACCGGGCUGACGCACCACCUGCCCACCUCAGCCACGCUGCAUCCGGUCCAUCCAGAUGUCAAGCUCCAGAGGCUCCCCUUCUAUGACAUGCUGGACGAACUCAUCAAGCCCACCAGUCUAGCUUCAGACAACAGCCAGCGGUUUCAGGAGACGUGUUUUGCUUUUGCAUUAACACCACAGCAAGUCCAGCAGAUCAGCAGCUCAAUGGACAUCUCGGGGACCAAAUGUGACUUCUCUGUUCAAGUUCAGUUGCGGUUUUGCCUGUCGGAGACGAGCUGUCCUCAGGAAGACCAUUUCCCACCCAAUCUGUGUGUGAAAGUCAACGGGAAGCCAUGUAACCUGCCGGGUUAUCUUCCUCCAACCAAAAACGGUGUAGAGCCCAAGCGGCCCAGCCGGCCCAUCAACAUUACUUCACUGGUCAGAUUGUCCACCACUGUCCCCAAUACCAUUGUGGUGUCGUGGACCGCUGAGAUUGGGAGGAGUUACUCCAUGGCAGUGUACUUGGUGAAGCAGCAGUCGUCUACAGUGUUGUUACAGAGACUACGGGCAAAAGGCAUCAGGAACCCAGACCACUCCAGGGCACUCAUCAAAGAGAAGCUAACAGCAGACCCAGACAGUGAAAUAGCCACGACCAGCCUUCGAGUGUCGCUGCUCUGCCCGCUGGGGAAGAUGCGGCUGAUGAUCCCAUGCCGGGCACUGACAUGCUCACACCUGCAGUGCUUUGACGCCACACUCUACAUCCAGAUGAAUGAGAAGAAACCCACCUGGGUGUGUCCUGUCUGUGACAAGAAGGCCCCCUAUGAACACCUCAUCAUCGACGGGCUUUUUGUGGAGAUCCUCAACAGCUGCAUGGACUGUGAUGAGAUCCAGUUUAAGGAAGAUGGCACCUGGGCCCCCAUGAGGUCUAAGAAAGAAGUGCAGGAGGUGUCCUCUGCUUCUUAUAACAACGGGCUGGAUGGUUCAUGUCGAACGUCUGCAGGCUCAGACCAGCGGAGCUCGUCAUCGUCCAGCCACGGCGGCGGCGACAGCAGCAACAGCAAGAAAGUGGAGGUGAUCGACUUGACACUGGACAGCUCCUCAGACGACGAAGGGCAGGAUUCCCCGCCUCCGCAGCCAGCGCCGCUGCCUCCUCCGCCCAAAAGGGCAUGUCCAUCUAUGUCCCCGACCUCGCCGCCCAUCAUCAACAAAGGAGUGUUGAACCUGCACCACCAGGCCUCUCCUGUGAGCCGUACUCCCAGCAUGCCAGCGAUGGACACCAGCUACAUCCCUCCUGUCCCCCCCCUUAUCCAAGACUAUAGACCCUACUACCACACCCCCAACGACCUGUCAGAGUUGAACUUCUUCUCUUUUCUUCAAGGCGACAAUCAUCAGCAUUACAACAUGGUGAUGGCAGCAGCGGCCGCAGCUUCAGCCUCGGACGACCACGAGCUGCUUCUCAACCGCUUCCUGCCCUACAGCACCACCUCGUCCUCCGCCUCCCAGCUCUUCCUCGACCAGUCGGGAGCCUCGUCGGCCACUUCGCUGACUGCGCCGACCAACGGGGCAAGCAGCUCGGGCAGCAGCAGCAGCCUGGUGUCGUCAAGCAGCCUCCGUGACACUCACUCCACACACUCGUCUUCACACUCGGGCUCACACUCCUCACACACACACCCCGGAGUGGUGGCCAGCCGGAGCAGCACUGAAGCAGCAGUGGCAGCUAUUUACGGCGGGAUACCGGAUGUUAUAUCGUUGGACUGACUCAAGAAGAGUCAAGACUUCACUGUGGGUUCAGCUGUGAUCCAGUAACGAGCCCGAUUGCAAACUAUUUGACUGCAGGGUAAAUUUUUUGAUCCAGAAACUAAACUGGAGCCGAGUCAUUGAACGUUUGUGGAGUCGUAAUGACAAGACUCAAGAAGAGCACUAAUAUAAUGAGUGGGUAACAGGCCUGAGGGUUCCCUUCACUAGGCUGACCUGAGAACAGUACUAAGUCAUCACUUAAAGGGGUCAGCUGUGAGCGUUGUGCUGGUAUACUGACUUCGGAUCAGAAACCUGUCCAGCAUGUGAACCCACGUUACUGCUGUUGUGGUAGCAACCUGGCACAAACAGCAAAGACGCUACCUGAGCAAAAACACGAAGGAGGAUGGCUCUUUUUUACAAAAACAAGGAGUGGCACCGUGUACAGAGAACAAAAUAUAUUUUCCUCUUUUACUUUUGUAUGUUAAAUCGGGACAGUUUCAGUCUAGUGAGCUGCUUCUAUCGCUGUUUUAAAGUGGAGGACAGAGGUUUUUUGUUUUUUUUGUUUCUUUUUUUUUCACAAAAGCUUAUACAUAUGCUUGUUGCCACGUGGUUUUCUUUUUCCUCUCUUUUAGCUCUAUCUACUUUAAAUUUUCCAUUUGCAUUUCUCCGAUAUAAACUUCAAUUCUCUGUCCCCUUUCUCUUUCUCUUCUGCUCGAGCUCAUUUUUAAAUUCAUGGUGUAUUAUUUCUCUAUCCAAUGACA